This is a messenger RNA of Alternaria postmessia, 1635 nucleotides long. RefSeq lists its product as uncharacterized. The record is from RefSeq and is a predicted model, not a curated record. The transcript is spliced from 3 exons. Lineage: Eukaryota; Fungi; Ascomycota; Dothideomycetes; Pleosporales; Pleosporaceae. The coding region runs from base 1 to 1635 and encodes 544 amino acids.
AUGUAUGGAAUCAAAGUACCCUAUGCUUACGCGACCACAGGUGCAAUCGUUGGUGUGCUAUACUAUCUCCAUGAUCAGCCCCUUAGCAAGUGGCCUUCCGGCCUGACCAUCAUUGCUGUACUGUCGAAGCUCGCUUCAGCAGCUCUCAUCUUACCAAUAUCGGAAGCCAUUGGUCAGCUGAAGUGGACAUGGUUUCACGGGAAAAACUCUAGGGACGCGUUCGAUUUCGAAAUCUUCGACAAAGCAUCACGCGGCGCAUGGGGCUCAUUCAUUCUCCUAUAUCGAACAAGGGGUAAGUCGCUUGCCGCACUAGGAGCCCUUUUGACCGUUUUACUCCUGGCGAUCGACACCUUUUUCCAGCAAGUGACGGAUCUUCCGGAGCGCUGGAAAUUAGAGGGCGAAAGCUUCAUCCCACGUGUUAUACGUUAUGAACCAAAAGUCGAAAUGUUGUACGACACUAGUUUCAUGAACAAUGAACCGUCGACUAUAGUCAACACCGAUCUUCAAACAGCAUUGUCUCCGUUCUUCUAUGACAAGAACGGUACUUUUCCUCUCAAGAUCGGAAAUGCUACCCAGGCCGAGAUACCGUUAGUAUGCCCUACUAGCAGGUGCGAAUGGUCAUCUUACGAGACACUGGCGGUUUGUAGCGCUUGUGAAGACGUCUCACAUCUACUUGAUUACGCUUGUCUCAAUACGAGUAUGGAUUGGAUAAAGAAUUCAUCUGGCCUUGGAACGGGGACUUCUUUCCCUGAUGACGCAGUAAUCGUGAGCUCCUCGGACGGUACCGUGGGCAGCGUCUAUGCGAAGACACCCCCGGUCGCCCAGGAGUGUAUGCUGUCAUGGUGCGUCGAGACACUUCGCUCCUUCUAUGAUUCGGGGGACUACGAAGAGCAGGUUGUCGAGACGUUCAUGAAUACGACUAGCGCAGAGUGGCCAUGGUGGACUCAGGACUAUCCCGAGCAGCAGAUGACCCUCACUGAAUUCAGAACAAACAUUAGCAUAUUCCCUCCAUCCGCAAAGAGCGGUGCCAUCCCUUUUGGCAUUUCGAACGAAACCUUUCUAGAUCUUGUCAUCAUCUUCGAUGAGAUCUUCCCUUCACUGAUUACGGUCGCUGAUGGGACGGCACCACCUUUUGUGAAGAUAAGAACAGCCGCAGUCGACAACGUCUAUUCUCGCCUUGUCCACUUCAGCCCGUGGCUCGCUCCUAAUAACGUCGCCUUCCACAUGCAACGGAUGGCCCGCACCAUGACGAAUGUGAUUAGGUCAGACACGAACAGCAAUGAGCUUGUUGUUGGUAUUGCGCAGGCGCUUGAAACUUACGUUGCAGUUCAUUGGGCCUGGCUCACAUUUCCGUUGGUUAUGCUGUGUCUGAGCAUCAUCUUCCUGGUCGCAACCAUGUUGAAGACUUCGAGCAGUAGUCACGAUGAUGUUGGCAUAUGGAAGACAUCAGCAAUGCCAACGCUCAUGUACGGUUUGCCGCAAGACAUGCAGAAGGACAUCAUCUCGACCACGAGCUCGGGCGGGUCAUCGCACGAACGCCCACGCAAGGUCCGAAUCAGGCUGUUGCCAAAACAAGGCUGGAGAGUGUCUGGGCAAGUGCAGCUUGCACCGGCGGCUCCUCCAGGUUUCAUAUAA